Molecule: messenger RNA, 3326 nt
Organism: Xiphias gladius (swordfish)
Lineage: Eukaryota; Metazoa; Chordata; Actinopteri; Istiophoriformes; Xiphiidae
Product: guanine nucleotide-binding protein subunit alpha-13-like
Exons: 5
Coding region: 106-1239 (377 amino acids)
Biological process (GO): Rho protein signal transduction; adenylate cyclase-activating G protein-coupled receptor signaling pathway
Cellular component (GO): heterotrimeric G-protein complex; brush border membrane
Molecular function (GO): guanyl nucleotide binding; D5 dopamine receptor binding; G-protein beta/gamma-subunit complex binding
Source: RefSeq, a predicted model, not a curated record
UAAAGCGUCAGUAGCACUACUUCCUGAGUUUAGGGAAGGGGCUUGGUCCCGUGCCUGCGCCCCGCGAACGCGCAUCAAAUUAGCAUCGAUGAAGUUUAUGCGAACAUGGCGGAUUUCCUGCCGACCAGGUCCGUGUUAAAAGUUUGUCUACCUGUAUGCCUGCUCAACAGCGGCGAGGUGGAACAGCUCCGAAAGUCCAAGGAGAUCGACAGAUGUCUCUCCCGGGAGAAACCGUAUGUGAAACGGCUGGUGAAGAUCCUGCUGCUAGGCGCUGGCGAGAGCGGCAAGUCGACUUUCCUCAAACAAAUGCGGAUCAUCCACGGCCAGGACUUCGACCAGCAAGCCCGAGAGGAGUUCAGAGCCACGAUUUACAGCAACGUUAUCAAAGGUGUACGUGUAUUGGUGGAUGCGCGGGAGAAGCUGCACAUCCCCUGGGGCGACCCCGACAACCAGCAGUAUGGGGCCAGCCUGAUGGCGUUCGACACCCGGUCGGCUAUGAUGGCCAGGGGGCAGCUGGAGACGUCCAUCUUCUUGCAGUACCUGCCCGCCAUCAAAGCUCUGUGGACAGAUUCGGGUAUACAGAAUGCCUACGAUCGUCGCAGGGAGUUUCAGCUGGGUGAGUCAGUGAAGUAUUUCUUGGAUAAUCUGGAUAAGCUUGGCGCUCUGAAUUAUCUGCCCAGUCAACAGGACAUCCUCCUGGCCCGUAAACCCACCAAAGGUAUCCAUGAAUAUGACUUUGAAAUCAAGAAUGUUCCCUUCAAGAUGGUGGACGUGGGAGGGCAGCGGUCAGAGCGAAGACGCUGGUUCGAGUGCUUCGAUUCUGUCACUUCCAUCCUCUUCCUUGUCUCCUCCUCUGAAUAUGAUCAGGUGCUGAUGGAGGACAGGCAAACUAAUCGACUCCGUGAAUCGCUCAACAUCUUUGAGACCAUCGUCAACAACCGCGUCUUUGUCAAUGUUUCGAUCAUCCUCUUCCUCAACAAGACGGACCUACUGGAGGAGAAGGUGACGAGCGUUCCGCUCAAGGACUACUUCCCUGACUACACCGGGCCGGAGUACAGCCUGCCGGACAUCCAGGCGUUCAUGGUGGAGUGCUUCCGGGCCAAGAGACGUGACGGCACCCAGAAGCCCCUGUACCACCACUUCACCACAGCCAUCAACACGGAGAACAUCAGGCUGGUGUUCCGGGACGUCAAGGACACCAUCCUCCAUGACAACCUCAAACAGCUCAUGCUCCAAUGACCCCUGUCAACCUGUGAAAGUAGAGGAACUGAAUGGGGAAAAACCUCCCCCUCGCUCCUGAAAAGGACUUGGGAGAGACCAGCCUCAGAAGAAUCCGAUAGACGUCAGCAUUCUUCUUCAGCCGUUUUUAUAUUAGUUUUUAUGCUCCUCUUUUGAAGAGUUGGCUUUCUUGUUAGUUCAGGGUUUGGUAGGGGAAUGAGUCAGUAGGGACAAAACAAAAAAAGUCGAGCAGGCAGUUUGGAGGUUGGAUGACAUCUGAUCACUGCUGCUUUGUUUUGAGACUUAUCUCCUCUGGCCUGAGCCCUGCCUUACAGCACAAGACUCGCUGGGGCUUUUCAACUCACAAGGUGCCUGUGCUGGAACCAGUGCCAGUGCCUGGCUGUGGAAACCAGCAAAACAUUUUACAAACCGGUCGUAUGGUUUUUUUUAACCAGAUGUACAACUUGCUUAGCAACAAACACAGGAAAUAACCAUGGUGAAAUAAGUACUUUGUUGAAGCAACAAUGUAAGCAAAUAACAGAGUUAGAUGGUCAAAAUGUACCAAGAUUAUCUGUGCCAGAGUUGAUUUGCCAGUCUGUGUCCAAGCACUGAAUUCAUGUAGUCUUAAAUCACUCCAUUAUUUCAGUUGCACUCUCCAGUGCUGCUUUGUGAACAUUGUUUCUAAUCCCCUGUAGGUUAUAGAGGGUUGUUGAUGAUCUGGAGACUGCACAACUAUCCUUCUUUUUUUUUUUUUUUUUUCCCUCUCAUAUGGCACCACCAUUCCUCCCUCUUCCCGUCCCAGUUAUCUGUUUUUCUUGGUUCAACAUUAGCAGGUCCGGAGUGCCGGCAUGGAGCCAGUUUUGCCGGGACAAGGACUAGUUUGUUGGUCGUGAAAACACUCAGAACGGUUAAGGAUUCGAUAUGGAAACUGGCUCCAGCACUGGCACCUUGUCUGUCGAAAACUGCUAGAAAAAUGUAAGACUGAACCUACAAUGCCUUUCCACAUAAUGUCUUAUAGACAAAUAACUGUUUGAAUCCUGCAUUUGUGGCUAUGUCGCUACAGAAAUAAAGUCUUAGCUUCCUUGAAAAGAUAAUUAAGAUGCAAUUUGACCUUGAUUUUUGGUCGUUUCGAGGGUAAAAUUACCUUCAAUUGGCACAUUAGGCAGGUGUGCCAGCAAGUGAACAUGCAGUCCACUGUUUUCUCAGGGUUGAAUCAAAACCGGCGUUAAUGCUGAUGUCGUUGUUGAACUAACUGAAUAAUCUAAUCUUUAUCUAGGUGGCAGAACGGUGAGACUCAGCCAGGCCUCAGUACAGUUAGCCGGGUGGUGUUUGGUACUGUAUCCUCCUGGCUUUGACCCCUGAUCGUUGGCCCAAAGUCCCCCCUCCCCCUUUGUUUUCAUCUCUGAUUAGAUGCCUUGUAAAGGGACAAGCCUCCCCUCUUUGCCUGAAUGAUGAAUGUCUGUUAAUAGAUGUACAGAGAUUUGUUCUAGAUCGUCUGAAUAUACUGUAACCAACACUGCUAUGGUAAAAUGUAACCAGUCGUGAGAAUUUCUUUAUUGGCACCGACUUGUCACUCCGGGUGUCUCUGAAAAACUUUUUUUUCUACAUGCAAUCUUGUGCUGUUUAGGACUUCCCUUUUUAAAAUGCAUUUUGAAAAUGUAGAAAAAAAUACAGCCCAAAAAAAAAAGAAAAGCUAAUGGAGUUGAAUACUUUUGUCAGCGACUGUAUUCUGUAGGGGGCCAAUCUUUGUUAGAGGACAACUUCCAGGCACUGUUAAAAUCUGUUUCUCUGCCAACUCACCCAAUGCUUUCUUUACUCUGUUCACAUCGACAGACUACUUUUUCUCCAAAAAUAAAGCUCCUGUUUGCUUACAGUCCUGGCUUUGUACAUAAUGUAAUCUGUUGCCAUGUAAAUAAUAUUCAGGCUUAUCUACUUAUAUGUAAAUGGUUGUAGAAAUGGCAUAUUUUUUUCCCCACUCUGAAUGUGUUUCAAAUCACUGCUUUUCCAAUGAAGAUGACUUUUUCAUGUAGAUGUGUUUUGUAACUUUUUCAUCGCCUUUUUUGAAAUUCAUUCCUGUGUCAAGUCUCAUGCCACUCUAACCCUCUCAA